Blastocystis hominis is the source of this 1133-nucleotide messenger RNA. RefSeq lists its product as hypothetical. The transcript is spliced from 3 exons. The coding region runs from base 88 to 1062 and encodes 324 amino acids. Lineage: Eukaryota; Bigyra; Opalinata; Blastocystidae. The record is from RefSeq and is a predicted model, not a curated record.
GUCACUUUUUUUGAUAUUUAUAUGUUUUUUUAAAUUAUCUAUUCAAUAUAAAGUGAAAUUUGGAAAAUGAGUGCUUUUGAUUGGGUUAUGCUUGCUUUGUUGAUUGCAUUUGCUCUCUUUUGCAUAAUCUUCCUAGUGCGUCACAGCAUUCGAUGCGUGAGCGAAAGAGAACACAUAAUUGUGGAACGUCUAGGAACCUAUUCAAAAUCCCUAGAGCCUGGUGUGAACUUUGUAGCUCCAUUCCUCGACAGGACGAAAUUUGUCUAUAACCGCUAUGUGAUCAGCUCUGGAUAUUCGAAAGGACAGUUAAUCGAAACCUAUUCUGAUGUGAUUUCUACUCAAAACGAAGUCCUUGAUUUCCCUGAGCAACCCGUUAUCACCCGUGAUAAUGCCAUGAUUUAUUUGGAUGCCGUGCUGCAGUACCGAAUCACCAAUCCAAAGAUGAUGGUCUACUCUGUGAACAAUCUUCCCAAUGUUCUGUCCCGCCUCCUGCAGGCUCGUCUUCGUGACGUGGCUGGUUCUCUGGACGUGGACCGUAUCAUCGAAGAUACCGCUAUUCUGGAUCGUGUAGCCGGCGAAUUGGACAUCAUCGCUUGCAAUUGGGGCGUUAAAAUCGAGAUGGUGAAGAUCCAGAAGGUGAGUGCGCACGAGCUGGAAGAGGUGCUGGCGCAGAAGAAGAACGCGGAUUUCAAGAACAAGGAAGUGGUGAUUACUGCCAAGUCGGAUAAGCAGACCUGCAUCAUCAACGCCGAAGGAGAACGGGAUCGAAAGAUCCGCGAGGCCGAGGGAGAGGCGCAGCGUGUGGUGACCGCGGCGCGCGGCCAGGCGCAGGCCAUGCUGAACGACGCGCAGGCGGAGGCGCGGUCGAUCCAGGAGAUUUCGCGGUCGUUGGAGGGGUCGGGCGACGAUCCGUCGAAGUAUUUGAUCGCGAUGAAGUACAUUGCGAUGCUGAAGGAAAUCUGCGCGCUGCCGCAAACGAAGGUGGUGCUGGUGCCGCAGGAAACGUUGAUGGCGCAGACGUCGCAGUUGCUGGGAUUGAAUACGAUUAUCCCACGCCAUUAAGAAUGAAUAAACCGACUGACUUGACUGAGUCAUUGAACUAGAGAUCUAUCAUUUGCUGUUGUAAUUAAGAA